AAUUUCGAUGAAAAGUAGUUUAGUUUGGAAUUUCUAACAUAAAAUGACUGAUAAACAUCCGUCCAAUGCGUCAUGUCAUUUUGUCGUCAUCGCUUUGACCAAUGAGCUUUCCUAAGCAACUUGAUUCGAAGUGGUCGACUUUACGCUUCGUCCACCCUUCAAAGCAAACAGUGCGGUGACAACCCUUCAAGCUGGUGUCCCAUUUGAUGGUUAGAAUUUCUUAAACAGAUUAAAUUCCAAAUAGAAAAAUGUCCGCGUUCGAAAUCAUAUCCGACUACUCCAAGGCGAACUUGAAGGUGAUUCCCGACGCGAUUUUGGACAUGAGCAACUUGAAAAUGCUCUUCUUAGAGAGGAAUUUUCUGGUCAGUUUGCCCGAGAAUUUCUUCUACAGAUUGCCCAACUUGAUGUGGCUCGAUCUGCGGAACAACCAGCUGGAAGCUUUGCCCAAAAGCAUCGCCCAUCAUGAGCAUUUGGAGCAUUUGCUUCUGACUAAUAACAACAUUACCAAGCUGCCAAACGAGCUCGGGCUGGCGACGAACUUAAAAGCUCUCCAAGUGGCGGAGAAUCCCCUGGCUUACCCCAGCAAAAAAGUGGUCCAAGAAGGCACCAAAUCCAUCAAAACCUUCUUAAAAGAGCAGUACGAAAUAGAGUGUGCGAAAAACGCGGAAAAUCAUUCAGACGCCAGUGCGGAGCUAGAGAAACUGAAAAUGCAGCUGAAGGAAAAAGAGAAAUACAUGGAAGCCCAAGAAGAGAAACUGCUGAAGAUCCACGAAAAAGAAUCGGAAAUAGCGCCAAUGAAACAAAGCGGCAAAGUGUCUAAAGAUGCUUUUUAUAGCGCUCAUAAGCUCAGUAAGCAAACCCUGAAAUCUGCUGAAACGAUUCAGAAUAACAUCCCAGACCCCAGUGGGCUGAAUCCCAAUUUGCGCGUUAAAAAACUUGAAUACGGCCCUAAAAAGGCGGAGGAGCCAAUGAAAAUUAUCCACAGCGUCAGCAAGAGCGACUCGAAAAUAUCGCUCAAGUCAUAUUUUCAAAAACCUGGAGCCAGAAGCAACUUGGAGCGCAUCCCCGAGAAUGUACUCAAAGAGGGCUGGCUGAACAAGCUGAGGAUCCUGUUGAACGAUCAAGAGCGAAUUUUGCAACAAGAAAGGAACUUGAGAGCUUUGUCUUCGUGGCGGCAGAAGCCACCAAAAACCCCAAAAACGUUCUAUGAUAGCGAUGACGCCAGUCGACUAUCUGAGGCUCCGUAUGCUACCUAUCCAGAAUACGCUCGAAUUCCAAGUAGAAGCGACUUAGCAAGUCAACUGCAGUCGUUCCUUCAGGACUCAAAUGUUGCCAAUAAAAGGCCCAUUAAAACACCCCACAUUAACUUAGACAAAGUGAUUAACGACCUGGUGGAGCAAUUAAGAGAAAUGGAAAUUAGCGGCAACAAUAAUCGCUCUCCUCGCAGUGAAAUGCAACAAUCGGGAAAACAGAUUCAAACUAUUAUCGACAUUCAUAAAAAGCUGCUCCAGUUGAAGUCGACAAACGAUUACAUGAUCUAAUGGGAACCGAAAUGAAACACACCUUUUUAAAUUGCUCUUUAUUUGCCAUUUGUGAAACGUAAACAAUAAUGUUGCCAAUAAAUCGCUCUGCUUA
This is a messenger RNA of Dendroctonus ponderosae (mountain pine beetle), 1635 nucleotides long. RefSeq names its product leucine-rich repeat-containing protein 27. NCBI's taxonomy places the organism in Eukaryota, Metazoa, Arthropoda, Insecta, Coleoptera, Curculionidae. Gene Ontology annotation, molecular function: protein binding. The record is from RefSeq and is a predicted model, not a curated record.